This is a messenger RNA of Prunus avium (sweet cherry), 262 nucleotides long. The record is from RefSeq and is a predicted model, not a curated record. Lineage: Eukaryota; Viridiplantae; Streptophyta; Magnoliopsida; Rosales; Rosaceae.
GGAGGAUUGAGCAUGAAUGAUUUCAUUGUAGCUGCCAAAAUAGAUGACAUAAAAACAUCAGGUCUUGUGCCCAGAAAAAGAGUUUGGGCUUAGAUGAAGCAUUGUGUUUGUUUGUUGCCUUCAUCAAGAUCAAUCCCCAAAAAGAGCAUUCUGUAGUGUGGAUUUUGCCAGCAUCUAAUUACCACAGAGGCUCAAGUUUUUGUAAAAAUGUUAGAAGGAACAUUAUUCUUUUCCUCUACAGUUUGUACUGAUGGAUGGAUAA